AUGUCAUUUGUAAAUGAGUCUCUGACUAAUGUGACAGCUGGACAGCAGUAUCACAGCCUGGUUGGCAUUGUGUUGUCUUCUGCUCUGACUACUCUGACUUGUUGUGUCUUUCUGUUCAUUAAUGGGACUCUGUUGUACACACUGAGGAGUAAAUCAGGGUUUAGAGAGACGUCUCGAUACCUCCUGCUCUAUAACCUCCUCUUUGCAGACACCGUACAGCUGGCAGAGAGUCAGGUUCUCUUCUUAUUUUCCGCUGGUAGAGUGAUGCUCUCAUAUCCUGUUUGUGGGAUUCUCGCUUUUCUUUCUAAUCUGACGUUUGUGAUCUCUCCUCUGACUCUGGUGGUGAUGUCUCUGGAGAGGUAUGUAGCCGUGUGCUACCCACUCAGACACUCUUCCAUCAUCACGGUCAGAAACACAGGGCUGGCUAUCGUCCUAGUCUGGGCCUUCGGUUCACUAAAUGUACUUGCUCACAUUUCAUUGCUGUUACAGUUUCCCUUUGCAGACCUGGAGAGUCUGCAGAUGAAAGACCACUGCACCAUCUCUGCUAUGAUGCUCACUCAAAUAUCUUAUCAUUUCGAAGAAGCUUUUACUUGUUUUCUGUUUGCUGUAGCUGGUGUGACAGUCAUUUCCUCUUAUAUUGGUGUUAUAGUAGUAGCCAGGUCGGCCUCCACAGACAAAGCUUCAGCUCGUAAAGCUCGUAACACAAUGACGCUGCAUCUAGUCCAGCUGGGACUCAGUCUGUUGUCAACUGUGCACAACCCAAUACUCGCCACUCUGUCACAAAUUAUGUCCAGGGUAGAACUUUUGCGCAUUCAAAUUUUUAUUUAUAUGUGUACGAUCUUGCUCCCCAGAUGUCUGAGUGCUCUCAUUUACGGCCUCAGAGACCAGACCAUCAGACCCGUCCUCAUGCACCAUCUCUGCUGUCGACUCAACCACACGCAUUAGAUUCUUCACAGUAGUUGACAUGAAACUUAACAGAUUCCUGGAGUCAUGAAAGUAGAGA
Molecule: messenger RNA, 1003 nt
Organism: Mugil cephalus (flathead mullet)
Lineage: Eukaryota; Metazoa; Chordata; Actinopteri; Mugiliformes; Mugilidae
Product: odorant receptor 131-2-like
Exons: 1
Coding region: 1-945 (314 amino acids)
Biological process (GO): G protein-coupled receptor signaling pathway
Cellular component (GO): membrane
Molecular function (GO): G protein-coupled receptor activity
Source: RefSeq, a predicted model, not a curated record